Daucus carota subsp. sativus is the source of this 1044-nucleotide messenger RNA. RefSeq lists its product as uncharacterized. The transcript has 2 exons. Lineage: Eukaryota; Viridiplantae; Streptophyta; Magnoliopsida; Apiales; Apiaceae. Bases 1 to 1044 code for a protein of 347 amino acids. The record is from RefSeq and is a predicted model, not a curated record.
AUGGCAAUGGAGACCGAGUUUGAAUGCUAUGACUAUGAUAAGUUUGCUUUGUAUGAUCCAGCCUUUUAUUCUGUCGAAGAAAACAUCAGCGACGAAGAUUUUAACCUUUUCCAUAAAAUUGACCGGACUCUGUUUUACAGGCUAGUCCGUAAACUUGGCCGCAACGUCGAGGAAUCUAUGUUUGUAGUGGCAUUCCUCAUCUGGCUCGAGAGGAUCGGAUGUGGCCGCGAUGCUGUCCACAAAGUAACUUCUUGGCCAUUUCAUUUGCUCGAUCAACUUGCUAAUGAAAUUGCUGGCCUUUCGAUGUGGCUGGACGGGAGCAACAGGGACCCGGAGUACAGGAAUCUCUAUGUGCUUCUCAAUUUACUCUCUCGUGACAUCAACUGGCUUAGUUUUCAUGAGAAACGGAUUAAGAUCCUUCAUGCUGUUAGGAAGAUCGUCUCCGAAGUCUGCAGGAGGGCCUUUCGAGACAUACUGGCUAGUAAUUGUCAGUUUGUCGAUGUGGAAGGAGAUCGAAUGUGGUAUGCUUAUAUUAAUCCAGUUGUUGUACCACCUCCUAUGUACCACAAUGGUGUAGUCAGGUUCCCUCAAAUGGAGUUUGGAGGAAAUUCGCGUGCUGUACACUUAAUGGAUCCCUCUCACAAUGUCAGAAAAGUAUUGGAGAAUCCCAGUGCUGAUUUAAGUGAAAUUUUUGGAGGAAUGCAGCUGGUGGAUGGUUGCGACGACGAACCUCAAGUUGCACCGGUUGACAGAACAAUAUUUUUGACAUUCUCCAAAGGAUAUUACAUCGCAGAGCUGGAAUUGAGAGAAUUCUUCACAGGGAUUUUUGGUGAUUUUAUAGAGGAUAUGAUUAUGGAAAACGUAUCAAGUGAUAGACAACCAUUAUAUGCUCGAAUGGUUUGCCGUUCAUCUUCCAUCAUUCCUCGAAUUGCUCCUUUUGGGACAAAAACCAAGUACUCCAUCAACGGAAAGCAAGUAUGGGCUAAAAAGUAUGAAAGGCGAAGCCGAGCAUCAUCUUCGUCUGGAAAUGCCACUUCAGAGUAA